GGGGGUGAGGAUAGCGGCGGCGGCGCCCGCGGCCUGGAGGGGGUGUGGGGGGAGUAGAGAAAGCGGGGCGCGCUGAGGAGCGCUAGGUCCCCGGUGCCGCAGGAGCUGGGAGGACCGAGCCGCCCGAGCAAGCAGCGCGGCAGCAGUCCCCGCGUGGCGCAGCGCGGCGGGGACGCGGGGACCGCCCGGAUCUCCCUCCACGGCGCCCCGCGCUCUGCUGUCCUCGGCCGCCUCUUCUUCCUUCACUCACAGCCCGGGCGGGAGCGGCGCCCAAGUCGGUUGCGCCAUGUCCGGGGCCGGGUAGCCCCGCCGCCCGCCGGCCCGCCAGCUCGCCCUCCGAGCCACCCGCCAGCGGGCCGGCCGGCCGGGAAGCGCGGGGCAGGCAGAUGCAGUGAGUGAGGGGGGGGCCAUGGCGGAGGAGCGGCCCCCCCGGCUGGUGGAUUACUUCGUGGUAGCUGGGCUUGCAGGGAACGGAGCACCCAUCCCUGAGGAAACGUGGGUUCCCGAACCCAGUGGGCCCCUGCGCCCUCCCCGGCCAGCUGAGCCCAUCACAGAUGUGGCAGUCAUCGCUAGGGCACUGGGCGAGGAGGUGCCCCAGGGCUACACGUGCAUCCAGGCUUCCGCCGGGGGCCACCCCUUGGAACUCAGUGCUGGGCUUCUGGGUGGAACUCAACCCGUCAUCUGCUACCGCAGGGGUCGUGACAAGCCCCCCCUCGUUGAGCUGGGGGUGUUGUAUGAGGGGAAGGAACGUCCCAAGCCCGGCUUCCAUGUGCUUGACACGACACCCUACAGCCACUCAGCAAACCUGGCCCCUCCAGGCCCCGGGCACCCCCGCACCUACCUCACUUACCGGCGGGCAGCAGAGGGGGCAGGGCUGCAUGCCCUAGGCAUCACUGACCUCUGCCUGGUGCUGCCCAGUAAGGGCGAGGGCACUCCUCAUACUUACUGCCGGCUGCCCCGCAACCUCAACCCUGGCAUGUGGGGCCCAGCAGUGUACCUGUGCUAUAAGGUGGGCCUGGCGAAGGCCAACACGCUGGUGUACGAGGCAGAGCUGCUGGGCCGCUACCCGGAGGAGGACAAUGAGGCGUUCCCGCUGCCCGAGUCAGUGCCCGUCUUCUGCCUGCCCAUGGGGGCCACUAUCGAGUGCUGGCCUACCCAGACCAAGUACCCCGUGCCCGUCUUCUCCACCUUUGUGCUCACGGGUGCAGCUGGUGAUAAGGUGUAUGGUGCCGCCCUGCAGUUCUACGAGGCGUUCCCGAGGGCCAGGCUGUCAGAGCGGCAGGCACGGGCACUGGGCCUGCUGAGCGCCGUGGAGCGGGGCCGGGCACUGGGGGGCAGAGAUGUGCGCAGCCGGCGCGCCAUCGCUGUACUGUCCCGCUGGCCUGCCUUCCCUGCCUUCCGCGCCUUCCUUACCUUCCUUUACCGCUACUCCGUCUCAGGCCCCCACCGCCUGCCCUUGGAAGCGCACAUCUCCCACUUCAUUCACAACGUCCCCUUCCCUUCCCCACAGAGACCCCGCAUCCUAGUGCAGAUGUCUCCCCAUGACAACCUGCUCCUCUGUCAGCCGGUAUCCUCACCCCUGCCCCUCAGUGGUGCCAGCUUCCUGCAGCUGCUGCAGAGCCUGGGCCCUGAGCUGGCUAUCACACUGCUGCUGGCUGUGCUCACAGAGCAUAAGCUGCUGGUCCACUCGCUGCGGCCAGACCUGCUCACCAGCGUCUGUGAGGCCCUCGUCUCGAUGAUCUUCCCACUGCACUGGCAGUGCCCCUACAUUCCGCUGUGCCCGCUGGUACUGGCAGAUGUGCUGAGUGCCCCCGUGCCAUUCAUUGUGGGUAUCCACUCCAGCUACUUUGAUUUGCAUGACCCUCCUGCUGAUGUCAUCUGUGUUGACCUUGAUACCAACACGCUCUUCCAGACUGAGGAAAAGAAGCUCCUCUCCCCUCGGAUCCUGCCCCGCAGACCCUACAAGGUUCUGCUGGCCACACUGACAAACCUGUACCAGCAGCUGGACCAGACAUACACUGGACCUGAGGAGGAGGCGUCCCUGGAGUUCCUACUGACAGACUACGAGGCAGUGUGUGGCCGCCGGGCCCGGCUAGAACGUGAAGUCCAAGGAGCCUUCCUCCGCUUCAUGGCCUGUCUGCUCAAGGGCUACCGAGUCUUCCUGCGCCCACUCACCCAGGCCCCGUCCGAGGGAGCUCGUGAUGUUGACAACCUUUUUUUCCUGCAGGGCUUCCUCAAAUCCCGGGAACGCUCCAGCCACAAACUUUACUCUCAGCUGCUGCACACACAGAUGUUCUCACAGUUCAUUGAGGAGUGCUCUUUCGGCUCUGCUCGCCAUGCUGCCCUCGAAUUCUUCGACUCUUGUGUUGACAAGGUCCACCCAGAGCAGGAGAAGCCUGAGCCGACACCCUUAGUGGAGCUUGAGGAGCUGUCAGGAAGUGAGCUCACUGUCUUUAUCACACCUCCCGAGGAGCCUCCCGUACCAGAGGGCAGUGAUUCCACUCCCCAGUACUGCUACGAUGGGUUCCCAGAGCUACGGGCUGAGCUGUUUGAGUCUCUUCAGGAGCAGCCUGGGGCCCUGCCUGUGCCGGGCCCUUCCCGUAGUGCCCCCAGCAGUCCUGCUCCUCGCCGUACCAAACAGGAGAUGAAGGUUGCACAGCGGAUGGCACAGAAGUCAGCAGCUGUGCCUGAGCUAUGGGCCCGGUGCCUGCUGGGGCACUGCUAUGGGCUGUGGUUCCUCUGUCUGCCCGCCUAUGUGCGGUCGGCGCCCUCCCGGGUACAGGCCCUGCACACAGCCUACCAUGUGCUGCGCCAGAUGGAGAGCGGCAAGGUGGUGCUCCCUGACGAGGUGUGUUACCGGGUGCUGAUGCAGCUCUGCUCACACUACGGGCAGCCUGUGCUGUCUGUGCGGGUCAUGCUGGAGAUGCGGCAAGCAGGCAUUGUGCCCAACACCAUCACCUAUGGAUACUACAAUAAGGCUGUGCUGGAAAGCAAGUGGCCGUCUGGCACACCAGGUGGGCGCCUGCGCUGGGCCAAGCUCCGGAAUGUUGUCCUGGGGGCUGCUCAGUUCCGCCAGCCCUUGAGAGAACGGCGACAGCAGCAGCAGCAGGAGCAGCAGCAGCAGGAGCAGCAGCAGCAGCAGGUGUCAGCUCAGCAAGACGCAGGCAGCUCCCAGGCCGAGCCCUAUCUGGAGCGCCCUUCCCCUACUCGCACCCUUCAGCGCCAGACUACUUGGGCUGGGCGAAGUCUGAGAGACCCGGCCUCACCCCCUGGGCGCCUGGUGAAGAGUGGUAGCCUGGGCAGUGCCCGAGGGGCACAGCCCACUGUAGAGGCUGGUGUGGCCCACAUGAUAGAGGCCUUGGGGGUCCUGGAACCCCGGAGAUCACCUGUGCCCUGGCAUGAUGGAAGUCUCUCAGACCUGAGCCUGACAGGGGAAGAGCCAGUCCCUGGAGGCAGCCCAGGUGGCUCCGGCUCAGCCCUGAGUGCCCAGUCCACUGAGGCCCUGGAAGGGCUGAGUGGGCGGGGACCCAAGGCUGGCGGGCGACAGGAUGAGGCAGGCACCCCCCGGCGAGGGCUGGGUGCCCGCCUCCAACAGCUGCUUACUCCUUCCCGCCACUCCCCCACUUCCCGCAUUCCCCCACCUGAGCUGCCUCCUGACCUGCCACCCCCAGCCCGCCGCAGUCCCAUGGACAGCCUUCUGCACCCCCGGGAGCGUCCUGGAUCCACUGCCUCUGAGAGCUCGGCCUCUCUGGGCAGUGAGUGGGACCUCUCAGAAUCUUCUCUCAGCAACCUGAGUCUUCGCCGUUCCUCAGAGCGCCUCAGUGAUACCCCUGGAUCCUGCCAGUCACCUUCCCUGGAAAUUCUGCUGUCCAGCUGCUCCCUGUGCCGCGCCUGUGAUUCGCUGGUGUACGAUGAGGAAAUCAUGGCUGGCUGGGCACCUGAUGACUCUAACCUCAACACAACCUGCCCCUUCUGCGCCUGCCCCUUUGUGCCCCUGCUCAGUGUCCAGACCCUUGAUUCCCGCCCCAGGGUUCCCAGCCCCAAGCCUGCUGGUGCCAGUGGCAGCAGAGAUGCUCCUGUCCCUGGGGGUCCUGGUCCUGUGCUCAGUGACCGCAGGCUCUGCCUUGCUCUGGAUGAGCCCCAGCUCUGCAAUGGGCACAUGGGGGGAGCCUCCCGGCGGGUUGAGAGUGCGGCAUGGGCAUACCUGAGCCCCCUGGUGCUGCGUAAGGAGCUGGAGUCACUGGUAGAGAAUGAGGGCAGUGAGGUGCUGGCAUUGCCUGAGCUGCCCUCUGCCCACCCUAUCAUCUUCUGGAACCUUCUGUGGUAUUUCCAACGGUUACGCCUGCCCAGUAUUCUACCAGGCCUGGUGCUGGCCUCCUGUGAUGGGCCUUCACACCCCCAGGCCCCAUCUCCUUGGCUAACCCCUGAUCCAGCCUCUGUUCAGGUACGGCUGCUGUGGGAUGUACUGACCCCUGACCCCAAUAGCUGCCCACCUCUCUAUGUGCUCUGGAGGGUCCACAGCCAGAUCCCCCAGCGGGUGGUAUGGCCAGGCCCAGUACCCGCAUCCCUUAGUUUGGCAUUGUUGGAGUCGGUGCUGCGCCAUGUUGGACUCAAUGAAGUGCACAAGGCUGUGGGGCUCCUGCUGGAAACUCUAGGGCCCCCACCCACUGGCCUGCACCUGCAGAGGGGAAUCUACCGUGAGAUCUUAUUCCUGACAAUGGCUGCUCUGGGCAAGGACCAUGUGGACAUAGUGGCCUUCGAUAAGAAGUACAAGUCCGCCUUUAACAAGCUGGCCAGCAGCAUGGGCAAGGAGGAACUGAGGCAGCGGCGGGCACAGAUGCCCACUCCCAAGGCCAUUGACUGCCGAAAAUGUUUUGGAGCACCUCCAGAAUGCUAGAGACCCUUAAUCCUCCCUCUCCAGCCUGGGGUGGGGAAAUGAGGGAGAAGGGAUUCUAGAGUUAACCUGUGUCCCUGUUCCCUUCAUGGAGUUGGGAAUAGGCUGGGAAGCAUGCCCAGUCAAAGGCUCCAAUCGAGGACAGCAGGAAGAGGGACCCACUGUUACCAAAAGUCCUGAUUCCCCCGUCUCCAACCUACCCAGUUUGUUCAUGCUGAUGUUGGGGGAGAUCUAGGGGUGUUGGUACAGCUCUGUUCUUCCCUUGUCCUAUACCAGGAACUCCCCUCCAGGGUACCCACAGAUCUGCAUUGCCCUGGUCAUUUUAAAAGUUUUUGUUUUAAAAAACAACUGGAAAGAUGCAGAGCUACUGAGCCUUUGCCCUGAAUGGGAGGUAGGGAGCUCAUUCUCCACCAAUAAUGGUCCCUCUUCCCUGGCAUUGCUGAAGGAGCCCAAGGCUCUCCAUGCUUUUCUACCUGAGUGUUUGUAUUUUAUUUUAAGUUAUUUAUUUUGGAGCCACAGCCCCCUUGCUUAUGAGGUUCUUAUGGAGAGUGAGAAAGAGAAGGGAAAUAGGGCACCAUGGUCUGGUGGUUUGUAGUUCCAAAGUCAGGUAUUGGGAGCUAGAGGAGUCUCAAGCUCUCCUUAGGAAGAACUGGUGUCCCCUCCAGUCCAAAUUUUUCUUGCUCGCCCCACCUUGGGGAAUGCCUCACCCACCCAGGCCCUGACCUGUGCAAUAAGGAUUGUUCCCUGCGAAGUUUUGUUGGAUGUAAAUAUAGUAAAAGCUGCUUCUGUCUUUU
Messenger RNA from Cebus imitator (Panamanian white-faced capuchin), 5688 nucleotides. RefSeq names its product DENN domain containing 4B (gene DENND4B). Gene Ontology annotation, molecular function: protein binding. Gene Ontology annotation, biological process: regulation of Rab protein signal transduction. Bases 410 to 4897 code for a protein of 1495 amino acids. Gene Ontology annotation, cellular component: cytoplasmic vesicle. The record is from RefSeq and is a predicted model, not a curated record. Lineage: Eukaryota; Metazoa; Chordata; Mammalia; Primates; Cebidae. The transcript is spliced from 28 exons.